CCGGAAGAGCCAGCGGCGGCUCCCAGGAUGAGCGGGUGGCGAUGCCUGCUGCGGCGGCAGCGGCGCUGACAGGACUCUAUGCCUUUCCGGCUGCUCCUUCCGUUCGGGCUCCUGUGCGUGCUGCCGCCCCUGCACCAUGGUGCGCCAGGUCCCGACGGCACCGCGCCCGACCCUGCCCAUUACAGGGAGCGAGUCAAGGCCAUGUUCUACCACGCCUACGACAGCUACCUGGAGAACGCCUUUCCCUACGAUGAGCUGCGACCUCUCACCUGUGACGGGCAUGACACCUGGGGCAGUUUCUCUCUGACUCUCAUUGACGCUCUGGACACCUUGCUGAUUUUAGGGAAUGUCUCAGAAUUCCAAAGAGUGGUUGAAGUGCUCCAGGACAAUGUGGACUUUGACAUCGAUGUGAACGCCUCCGUCUUUGAAACCAACAUUCGAGUGGUUGGAGGACUCCUGUCUGCUCACCUGCUGUCAAAGAAGGCUGGAGUGGAAGUGGAAGCCGGAUGGCCCUGUUCUGGACCUCUCCUGAGGAUGGCCGAGGAGGCUGCUCGCAAACUGCUUCCAGCCUUUCAGACUCCCACUGGCAUGCCUUAUGGAACGGUGAAUCUGCUUCACGGGGUGAACCCAGGAGAGACCCCAGUCACGUGUACGGCAGGCAUCGGGACCUUCAUUGUGGAAUUUGCCACCCUGAGCAGCCUCACUGGUGACCCUGUGUUUGAAGAUGUGGCCAGAGCAGCCCUGAUGCGCCUCUGGGAGAGUCGGUCGGAUAUUGGCCUGGUUGGCAACCACAUUGAUGUGCUCACUGGCAAGUGGGUGGCCCAGGAUGCGGGCAUCGGGGCUGGUGUGGACUCCUACUUUGAAUACCUGGUAAAAGGAGCCAUCUUGCUUCAGGACCAGAAGCUCAUGGCCAUGUUCCUAGAGUACAACAAAGCCAUUCGGAAUUAUACUCGCUUCGAUGACUGGUACCUGUGGGUACAGAUGUACAAGGGAACAGUUUCCAUGCCUGUUUUCCAGUCCCUGGAGGCCUACUGGCCUGGUCUGCAGAGCCUCAUUGGGGACAUUGACAAUGCCAUGAGGACCUUCCUCAACUACUACACUGUAUGGAAGCAAUUUGGGGGUCUCCCAGAGUUCUACAACAUUCCUCAGGGAUACACGGUGGAAAAGCGAGAGGGCUACCCACUGCGGCCAGAACUCAUUGAAAGCGCCAUGUACCUCUACCGUGCCACAGGAGAUCCCAUCCUUUUAGAACUUGGAAGAGACGCUGUGGAAUCCAUUGAAAAAAUCAGCAAAGUGGAGUGCGGGUUUGCCACAAUCAAAGAUCUGCGAGACCACAAGCUUGACAACCGCAUGGAGUCUUUCUUCCUGGCGGAGACUGUGAAGUACCUCUACCUUCUGUUUGACCCGACCAACUUCAUCCACAACAAUGGCUCCACCUUCGAUGCGGUGAUAACGCCCUAUGGGGAGUGCAUCCUGGGCGCUGGCGGCUACAUCUUCAACACGGAAGCUCACCCUAUCGACCCAGCCGCCCUUCACUGUUGUCGGAGGCUGAAGGAAGAGCAGUGGGAAGUGGAAGACUUGAUGAAGGAAUUCUACUCUCUCAAACGAAGUAAAUCAAGAUUUCAGAAAAAGACAAUCAGUUCGGGGCCGUGGGAACCGCCCACAGGGCCAGGCACCUUCUCCUCACCCGGAGACCAGGAGCAGGCCAGGGAGAAGAAGCCAGCCAAGCGGAAGGUACCCCUUCUCAGCUGCCCCAGUCAGCCCUUUACCUCCAAGUUGGCAUUACUGGGCCAGGUUUUCUUAGAUUCCUCAUAACCACUGGAUCAUUUCUUUUUUUUUUUUUUUAAUUUCUAUUUUUUUGAGACUAAACUAUAAUAAUAAAUCUGCUUUUGGCUAUUAU
Ochotona curzoniae (black-lipped pika) is the source of this 1900-nucleotide messenger RNA. It is a transcript of the gene EDEM2, whose product is annotated as ER degradation enhancing alpha-mannosidase like protein 2. Gene Ontology annotation, cellular component: endoplasmic reticulum; membrane. The record is from RefSeq and is a predicted model, not a curated record. Gene Ontology annotation, molecular function: mannosyl-oligosaccharide 1,2-alpha-mannosidase activity; calcium ion binding. Lineage: Eukaryota; Metazoa; Chordata; Mammalia; Lagomorpha; Ochotonidae. The transcript has 11 exons. The coding region runs from base 79 to 1815 and encodes 578 amino acids. Gene Ontology annotation, biological process: mannose trimming involved in glycoprotein ERAD pathway; endoplasmic reticulum mannose trimming; carbohydrate metabolic process.